Molecule: messenger RNA, 700 nt
Organism: Frankliniella occidentalis (western flower thrips)
Lineage: Eukaryota; Metazoa; Arthropoda; Insecta; Thysanoptera; Thripidae
Product: ejaculatory bulb-specific protein 3-like
Exons: 2
Coding region: 128-538 (136 amino acids)
Source: RefSeq, a predicted model, not a curated record
GGUAAGACCGCCUGGAGCCUCGCCGCGCCACCGUGCCACCCUCGGCUAUAUAUGCUGCGCUCGCACCUCUCGGAACAUCAGACGUUGUCCAGCUCCCAUCCACUCCAGUCCCCUCCUCAUCUCCGAGAUGGCCGUGUGCAAAGUUGUGUGCUUCGCCGUGGUGGCGCUCGUGGCCGCGGCGGCCGCUCAGGACGAGACCAAGAGCUACACCACCAAGUACGAUAACAUCGACCUGGAGGAGAUCCUGCGCUCGGAGCGCCUGCUCAAAAACUACUUCAACUGCCUCAUGGACGUGGGCCCCUGCACCCCGGACGGCACUGAGCUCAAGAAAACCGUCCCUGAUGCACUUCAGAACAAGUGCGCCGCCUGCACUCCCAAGCAGCAGGCUGGAACUGAGCGAGUCAUCAGCUUCCUCAUCGAGAAGUACCCGGAACAGUUCCUCAAGCUGGAGAAGAAGUACGACCCCACCGGGGUGUACAGGAAGGAGUACCAGGCCGAGGCCGAGAAGCGCGGAUUUAAACUGCCCGCGCCCUUGUAGAUAUAACUCGUUUAUGAAGUCGCUCAUAUAUCUUCACCUCGAUGCAGUUCCUGUUCAUAAUCUAUCAUAAAGUUAUAUUUUUAGAGACCUUAAAACUAUACUGAAAAGACUGAGUCCUGUGUUUUCAAAUCAUGCCAAAAAUAAAGUUGUGAUUUAAAGUAA